Phanerochaete carnosa HHB-10118-sp is the source of this 393-nucleotide messenger RNA. RefSeq lists its product as uncharacterized. Lineage: Eukaryota; Fungi; Basidiomycota; Agaricomycetes; Polyporales; Phanerochaetaceae. The annotation marks the transcript as partial. The transcript has a single exon. The record is from RefSeq and is a predicted model, not a curated record.
AUGAACUCCGUCCUCGAAUCCCAGCCAUUCUCUCCCUCAGCCUCGGCACGUUGGAUUAACGUGCUCCUGUUCACCAGCCUCGUCCUCAGUCUCGCUGCCGCACUGUUCGGGAUCCUGGCCAAGCAGUGGAUCCGCGAGUACAUGCUUUGGAACUCGCCGCUUGCCACUCCUCGGGAGAAUGUACUAGUGCGGCAGAUGCGAUUCGAGGACUGGGAGUCAUGGAACAUCGAUGCGACGAUUACCGCCGUUCCCGCACUGCUUGAGAUCGCAAUGGUCUUGUUCCUGAUCGGCAUGGUGACCCUUCUGUGGACGCUUGACGACGUUGUCGCGAUUAUCUUGACGGUCAUCGUGUCUGCGUUCCUUCUCACCGUCUCUGCGUUCACCAUCCUCCCC